Molecule: messenger RNA, 974 nt
Organism: Gasterosteus aculeatus aculeatus (three-spined stickleback)
Lineage: Eukaryota; Metazoa; Chordata; Actinopteri; Perciformes; Gasterosteidae
Gene: bcl2l16
Product: BCL2 like 16
Biological process (GO): release of cytochrome c from mitochondria; intrinsic apoptotic signaling pathway in response to DNA damage; regulation of apoptotic process
Cellular component (GO): mitochondrial outer membrane
Molecular function (GO): BH domain binding
Source: RefSeq, a predicted model, not a curated record
CAACGUUACUACCUCACAGAAGGCUGGAAACAAUCAACAUCAUCCGUGGCCUUGGAAUCGAAUGAAGCUAACCUGUGCCCCAGUCUGCCCUUCCUCUUGUGUGUCAGGGCGGCCAUGAUCGUGCAUACAAGGUUGGCGAUUAGUGUCAGUUUCCAACAAGGCUCUAUAUUUAGCAGGGAACUUGCUGUCGAGUGUGACCGCAGCACAUACAGACACAGCCACCUUCUCUUUUACCCGUGUGUGUUGAGGACGAGUCCCUCUUGGUGGCCAGUGAAGCGGCAGUUGGAAGCGACUAUGUGUCAGUCGGAGGAGCUGGGGACCAAACUGGGCCUCAACAGUCCCGACCUGCUGGUGAGGGAGGCUUUUCUGAUGGCCCACGACUACAUAGACUAUGUAACCUCAGGGGGGGCAGAUGGCUCCAUGGCUCCUGCCCCAACAGCCUGCACCGCAGCCCUGCGCCAUGCCGGAGACGAGCUUCUCACCCGCUUCCCCAUCUUCUUCAGGCGGUGGCCGCGCGUCUUCCGGGACGUGACGGAGAACACGGCCUGCCCCAUGCUCGUGAGCAUCCUGGACGAGCACUUCUUUGCCCCCGUCCCUGGGGGACGGCGCCGAGGCCUGGCCUGGAGCGCGGUGUUAUCGGUGUAUGUGCUGGCUGGCCAGAUGGCUCUGCAUUGCCAUGAGCGAGGCAUGGCGGUGGUCCUGCCACAGCUCAAACAGCGUGUGGGGGCCUAUGUAGAGAGGGUCAUCUGCCCUGAGAUACGAGACAAGGGAGGAUGGAGUGGUUUUGUGUCCCGCUUUGGAGAGACGCAGGGCCUGGAACACCAGGUGAAGAAGGCGUGCUGCUGGACCCUGAUGGCUUUCACCACGAGCAUCGUCACCUACCUCUUGUGGAAAAGAAUGGUUUAGCCAGCACUGCCACCUAGAGAUCAGCCACAACACCAAUGAGCUUAUUAAAAUGGAAGAUUUUAUGGACA